Vitrella brassicaformis is the source of this 1110-nucleotide messenger RNA. The record is from the annotation of a GenBank genome assembly. Lineage: Eukaryota; Vitrellaceae.
UCCUCUUCUGGCUUUCUGCCUUAGCCCAGCGCCUCCUCAAGCUUCUUCUCGUAUUGGAAGUCGUUGAGGCAUCUGGCGGUGUCGAACCACUUCUCGCCGGUGUGGUCCUCCUCGAGGGAGUGGAAGAAGGCGAGGUACAGCUCGGGGGACGAGUGGCAGAUGCUGCUGGUGAUGGGCUGGUUCUGGGCCCUCCGUGCGGCCGUAGAGAAAGGGACGAAGGCGCUUGGGAGGGGGUGGGUGGGGUGAUGGGAGAGGGCGGCCGAGCUGGUGAGGUCUAUCAGCUUGGCACCUUCGGGCGCCAGUGGCUCACUGGAGGGCAGCUGCAGGCUGCCUGGCACCUCGAGCCUCUCCAGGAAGCACUUCUUUAAGAAGACAUCCUUGGAGAAAUUGUCCAAGGUCAGCACGCCAAGCUGCACCGCCACGCGAUUGCACCUCCUGUACAGCCGCAAGCCGAGGACGAGGCUCUGCAGCUUCUUGCGGAUGUCCUCGGGGUCCUUCUCGGCCUCGUUCUCCUUCAGCUGAGCCAGCUUGCUGAAGCUGUGCUCCUUCAAGAAGUCGUCGACCGGCUGCCACUCCUUGCAUGACACAGAAAAGAGAGACACGGAGAGGUCCAUGUGUGCAUGAAUCGUGUAUUGGUCUGCAUGCAUCGCUCCCUCACCUGGCAACAGCUGUAGAGCAAUGAUCAGACACUCCUCCUCACUCACGUGGCCGUCCUGGUGCUCGAUGACGAGCGUGGCGGGGCUGCUGGGGUCGGUAUGGCAGUGGGGCUCGUAUAUGCCGACGAGGGGCGACUUGCCCAGCACCGACCUCAGCCGGUCCCUCUUGAUCUCGGCCUCCUUGAUCAGCCGCUCCCUCCUGUCCGCGUGGUUGUAAGGCAGGACAAACAGCUUCAGCGCUGACGAUCUGGCGCCGCCGGGUGCAGAUUUGGAUGGAGUAAGUGCAUCGCAGCCGUAUAAGUCCACACAUAUAAGACGAGAGACGGCGAUCUAUCUGCACACACAGACACGAGACACAACGCACACGGGAGUUGAUCACUAUAGUGUAUUUCGACAGCUCACAUUCGAUGUGCGAAUGGCCAGACAGCGGUGCGAUGCGGUGAAAAGGCGUCAU